AUGGCGUCGGAGAGCGCCGCGACGGCAUCCGGCCCUCUGUGCGCCAUCGUCUCCGGGGGCGAGCGCCUCUUCGGCUUCGCCGUGUUCGACCCGGAGAAGAGGGCCCUCCAGGUGUGCGAGUAUCACGAGGACAGCCACCUCUCCAGGGGGGAGGCCUUGCUCCUGCAGGUUCAGCCCCAGACUUGCUGCUUCAUGCUCUCGGAGACAGAGGAUGCAAAGAAGCUUGGCCGCGUGGCCCAGUCCUGCGGCGUUGCCUGCGAGGAGGCGAAGGCUGCCAACCUGAAACAGGUGGAUCUGGAGCAAGACCUGCUGAGGCUGCUGCAGGACACUGCAGAGUGCGGCCUGGGCCGCCACCUGGAGGAGCAGCGCCGGAAGCAGGGCAUGCGCGCCCUGGCGGCACUCCUGGGGCACUUCGGCCUCCUCGCCGAGCCGUCGAACUUUGGGGCGUGCUCCCUCGGCCUGUACCCCCUGAGCAGCUUCAUGUACCUGGACAAGGCUGCCUUCUCGGCGCUGAACAUCCUGCCUCGGCCCGAGGAGAGCCUGCGCUCCACGACCUCCCUGCUGGGCUUCCUGAACCGGACGCGCUCGCCCGUCGGCGUGCGCCGGCUGCGUCAAUGGCUGACGCAGCCGCUCACCGUGCCCGACGAGGUGUCCAUGAGGCACGACGUGGUGGAGGCUCUGUCUGGCGACGAGGGGCUGCUGCGGCAGGUCGAGAGCCACCUUCGCCACGUGCCAGACCUGGACAGGAUCGCUGCUCGACUGCACUGCACUGGCUCCAAAGCGACUCGGCGCAACACUGCUUCGCUCGAGGACAUGGUGCUCCUCUACCGGUGCGUGCUCGGCACGGAGUCCAUGGCGACUGAGUUAGCAAGCUAUGGUGGUGUACACAGCCAGGUGCUGAAGGACACGAUCGUCCAGAAGCUCCAGGCCUGCGCGUCCGAUUGCGCCAAUUACCGGCGGUUGGUGGAGCAGACGAUAGAUUUGAAGCAGGCCGACCAGAGGAAUUUCUGCAUCUGCACGGCGUUCGACCCGUCCUUGGGGCAGCUGGCCUCGACGCGCGACCAGGUAAAGGACAGGAUGGAGGCCGUCCGCAAGAAGGUCGAAGCCGAAUUGAAGCUUCCUUCUGCGCGAGGUAAGGAGAGGCUGGUCGCCCUGGUGGAAUGUCCCGAAGGUCUCGCACUUCGCGUUACAAAGAAGAAUCAGCAGUCCGUCCAGACGUGCAAGGACAAGACGAAGUUCAAGGUGCUCGCAUUCAAGAAGAUGGAGUGCAUUUUCACCACGCCGGAGCUCGAGCGCAUGAACAAGGAACUGAACGAUGCCAUAGCAACAUACGAUAAGCAGUCGGCGCAACUGGUGACCAGGGCCUUGGCCGUUGCGGCAACAUACUCCCCUGUGGCGGACCGUCUCUCUGAGGUCUGGGGCAGCUUGGACGUGCUGGCAUCGUUCGCUCGAGUCGUGGCCACGGCCCCAUGCACCUUCGUGCGCGCCACCAUCGACCCCACCGGCAAGACCUUCGAGGUGGAAGGCGCGGUCCACGCCCUGGUGGUCGCCAAUUCGGACAAGAGCUUCGUAGCCAACGGCCUCACCAUGCACGAGGACUCUUCUCGCCUGCACCUGAUCACGGGGCCGAACAUGGGCGGCAAGAGCACCUACAUCCGGUCGAUGGGCCUCAUCGCGCUGCUGAACCAGGUGGGAUGCUUCGUGCCCUGCCGGCGCGCCGUGCUGCCACUCUUCGACGCGGUCAUGUGCCGGGUGGGCGCUUCCGACAUGCAGCUGCGGGGCAUCUCCACCUUCAUGGCCGAGAUGCUCGAGGCGGCCUGCAUCCUCAGCACCGCCACCCCGCGCUCGCUGGUGAUCGUGGACGAGCUGGGCCGUGGCACCUCGACGUCCGAUGGGUUCGGCAUCGCGUGGGCGAUCGCGAGACACCUGGCGGAGGAGACGCGCUGCUUUACGCUCUUCGCCACCCACUUCCACGAGCUGGCCGCCCUGGAGCAGGAGCUGCCCGCGGUCCGCAACCGGCACGCCACGGCGGCGGUGGAUGCCGCCAGUGGCCAGCUCACGUUCCUCUACGCCAUCCAGGAGAGGAGCACCACAAACCAAAGGAAGACGUUCGAGGGCGCCGCGGACCAGAGCUACGGCGCCCACGUCGCCGAGCUCGCCGGCUUCCCCGCGCGCGUGGUGGCCACGGCGCGGCGGCGCGCCCGGGAGUUCGAGGCCGACAGCAGCUUCGGCCGCGCGGCGAAGAGGCCGUGCGGGGGCGCGGCGGGCGCCGAGGACCUGGUGUCCAGCCUUCUCUCCGCGGGGGACGAGGACGAGUUCGCGAGGAGGGCCACGGAGAAGCUGCCUGCGCUGCAGGAGAUGCUGCGGGAGCCCGCUUCGCCCUAG
This is a messenger RNA of Prorocentrum cordatum, 2385 nucleotides long. NCBI's taxonomy places the organism in Eukaryota, Dinophyceae, Prorocentrales, Prorocentraceae. The record is from the annotation of a GenBank genome assembly.